Messenger RNA from Somion occarium, 1658 nucleotides. The record is from the annotation of a GenBank genome assembly. Lineage: Eukaryota; Fungi; Basidiomycota; Agaricomycetes; Polyporales; Cerrenaceae.
GACUUCUUAGACAACUUCCACAACCACGAUGCCGUCUCAAAAGGCUCCUAAAUCUCCUGAAAUUGUAGUACCUAGAGAAGAGCUGUACUGAGUUGUUUAGUGCUAGCGAUCGGCGAGGGUCACGGACAAGAUGAAAACAUGCUUACAAGUUACAACCGCCGACACUUGCUUCUUAUGACUUUUAUAACCCACGUUCGGCUGCUCACUUAUCAUCGACAUCUUCCGCUCUCGCGUUGUCUUCUACCUUCAUAUCGCUUUCAACAAACACUCCACUCUCGUUUAUAUACCAGACGAUUGAUAUCAACUAGAAACACUAUGCCUAUUCCCCCUAUAGUCCUCACGCGUGAUUCAUCAAUACUCCCAGACCAAUACCCUGCUAGACCAUCUUUGUCCGAAAGACCCCCUACAACCCCGGCCGUUCCUACUGUUGCCGCUACUGUGAUCGAGGAGGCGAAGCGAUUGGCAGCAUGGACUGCUGUGGAUAGACACGUCCUACCAGAACAUAAGAUCAUCGGCAUUGGCUCGGGCUCAACUGUUCCUUACGUCGUUGAACGUAUAGUCGCACAAGGUUCAGAAGUCAACAAGGAUCGAAUCUUCAUACCAACUGGUUUCCAAUCGAAGGAGCUCAUUAUCUCCUCCAAAUUACACCUCGGAGACGUGGACCAAUACCCAACCAUUGACGUUACUAUCGAUGGUGCAGAUGAAGUCGAUAGUGACCUGAACUGUAUCAAGGGAGGAGGUGCCUGCCACUUGCGGGAAAAGGUGCUCGCAGAGGCUGCUGAUACCUGGAUCGUUGUCGCAGACUACCGCAAAAACUCUCAAGUACUUGGAAGGAACUGGACACACGGAAUUCCCGUAGAAGUCGCACCUUUCGCCUACGCCAAGGUUCUGCUCAAUCUACAGUUGCUUGGUUCACCUAAAGCUACUUUGAGAAUGGGCAAGGCCAAAGCGGGACCGAUUGUGACUGACAAUGGUAACUUUGUCAUCGAUGCACCUUUCCCCGAGGAGCAAAUGAAGGAUCCAUACACUCUCCUGGCGAGAGUCAAGAUGCUUACAGGUGUUGUUGAGGUUGGCUUGUUCUGUCACAUGGCGAAAGCAGCGUACUUCGGCAACCAGGAUGGCAGUUUAACGAUCAGAUGGCAGGACGGGAAAAUUGAGCAGAUUGCUGCAACGCCCGACGCUCCUACCCAGGUUGAACCCGCAGUAUGAAUGAAUGGAGCGAUCGUGCUGUUUGGAAAUGAAGUUGAGUGAAAUCUACCCACAUGCUGUACGGAUGAAAGAUCUAGUGAAGUCAUGUUGUAUUGCAUAGAUUUAGUUGAAUACAGAAUGAUCCAUUGCACAUUGAAGUCUUCCCCAUUCUGUCAGUAUGAGUGAACCCAACGACCCACUUUUGCCGUGGUUCAAAAUCAUUCAACUUCGCCCAUCCUAUGCGAUUACGAUGCAUCUCACGAUCGCGUGUCUCUCCUUUACCUUUACUUUGUACUCAGAACUACCAUGUGAGAGGCGGUCUCUAGUUUGCAUGACCCGUAGGUCCAUCAAAACUUCGAUCACAACUUCCUGAACAAGUUGACUGGCCACUCUACUGCCACCCGUUAGCAGCGAGUGGCUCACCCCGCCACAACUGCCUCUCUAGGACAUGCCUGAGCCACUCCUCUCUU